Messenger RNA from Aphanomyces invadans, 1580 nucleotides. RefSeq lists its product as hypothetical. The coding region runs from base 55 to 1449 and encodes 464 amino acids. Gene Ontology annotation, cellular component: cytoplasm. The transcript has 4 exons. The record is from RefSeq and is a predicted model, not a curated record. Lineage: Eukaryota; Oomycota; Saprolegniomycetes; Saprolegniales; Verrucalvaceae.
CCAGGCGCCACCGAGUCAAACGACGUCGUCGCGAGUUCAACAUCGACGAGCAGAAUGCGGUGCCACUACGAGGUGCUGGGGGUGGAGCGCGACGCGUCGUCUGGAGAGCUGCGGAAGGCUUUUCACAAGCUGGCUCUGAAGUGGCACCCUGACAAGGUCAAGGAAGGCCAGGAUGUCGACGAAGCGACCCAGGUGUUCCAGGAGAUCCAGAGUGCGUAUGAAGUGGUGAGCGACCCGCACGAGCGCGCGUGGUACGACGAUCAUCGCGAACAGAUUCUCCGCGGGGAGGACGGCGCGCACCAUGACGGCGAUGCCGACCGAUUCGACAUCAUGCGCUUUUUCAGCACGUCCGUGUACAAGGGAUUCCAAGACGACGAACGGGGAUUCUACUCUAUUUACCGCGGCGUGUUCGAAGAGAUCGAUGCGCUCGAUCAAGCCGCCCGCGGGGACCCGAACUCCGCGCCGUCGUUCGGCACGUCAGCGUCCCAAGUGCCCCACGCAUUUUACGACUACUGGCGAUCGUACAUGACGGACCAGACGUUCUCGUGGCUGGACCAGUACAAGACAACGGACGCACCGACUCGCGAGAUCCGGCGACUCAUGGAAAAGGACAACAAGAAGGCCCGGGACGCCGGCAAGAAAACGUUCAGCGCCAAUGUUCGCGCGCUCGCAGACUUUGUGCGGAAGCGAGACAAGCGCAUGAUCAAGCAUUUGCAGGAAAAGGAAGCGCACAAGGCGGCGCAGCAAGUCGAGAAAGCGGCAGCCGCCGCCGCGCGCAAAGCGGCCUUCGCGGCAAAAAAGGCCGAGUUUCACGCGACGUGGGAAGCGACCGAGUCGUCGCAGUACGCGACGGCAACGCUACAGGCCGAGGAGGCGAAGCGCCGCGCCAAGGCAGACGCGAUGGUGCUCGUGUGUGAGCUGUGCAAGAAGGAAUUCAAGUCGGAAAAACAAGUGCAAAAUCACUUGGUCUCAAAGAAACAUCGAGAACAAAUGAUCCUGGCUGGGGUCGACCCGACCAUGCUCGACGAGCUGCUCGCACUCGAGACGGCUGACCAGGCCGUGCCGCAACGACCGGCGUCACGCGCGCGGCGCGACGACGACAGCGACGACGAUGGCGUUGUCCAGCCUCGAAAGCAAGACGUGAAAGCGCAGCUCUCACCGGAAGACGAAGCCGCCAAGCGGCUCGAGCGCCAAGACAAGGACCGCAAGGCAGCCGAGAAGCGCCAGGAACGAAAAGACAAGCGAAAAACACAAAAAAAAUCCGACGCAGCGUCGUCGUCAACGACGACGACUGCUCCCGCGCCGCUGUCAAAAGGCGCUGUCAAGGGCAAAGCGGCCAAGGCCGCGACCGAUGCGGACGAAUUCCCGUGCGGGUCAUGCUCCAUGACGUUCCCAACGCUGAAAAUGCUGCAAAAACAUGUCAAGAAAGAGCGCCACGAGAUGCCGUGAUGCGCCGUGCAAGACAUCGAGUGCUUUCCCACCAUCUAUUACCAUGAAAACUGCAGUUGCUGCUUGAUGCGCCGGGGACUCGAAGGCAGGGCGUCGUAGGAAUCGCCAUACACCGCUUCCAAAUCGACCAC